AAGAAAAAAAUAUAGACCAAAGUUUUAAUCAUUCAAUAAAUAAGUUGUGAUUAAGGUGGACGGUGUGAGUGUUAGCUGUAAAAUGUUUGAAUUAACGACACAAAAGCAAGAAUGGUAACCGACAGAAGCCAAUUUCAUUAUUUCACACGUUGAGUUGAAUGAGGGAGAAGGAUAGUAUGUAUAUUUGGACAGGAAGCGUAUGAGUUGGACGCGAGAGUCGGAGGCGGGGUUGAUUUUCAUUGCAGAGAGAGCGCGGAAGAUUCGGUUGAGAAGAAAAUCCUCAGAAAAAGAGGCCCCAAGAAUCUAUCUCCCCCCUCAAUUUCCUCCCUUUGUUGUUGUUUGGUACGAGAUACGAGGGAAUUGAAGACAAGGGAGAUAGAUAUGCAGAGGCCUCUGGAUCAACGCUCCAGAUCUUCCAAGCCCACCACCAUCCAUGGCUGUGCUCAGUCCGGUGAUCUUCUCGCCCUUCAGAAGCUACUUCGGGGCAACCCUUCUCUCCUCAACGACCGAAACCCUGUUAUGGCACAGACACCACUUCAUGUUUCUUCUGGUUACAACAAUGUUGAGAUAGUUAAGUUUCUGCUCAAUUGGCAAGGACCUGAAAAGGUGGAGUUGGAAGCAAAGAACAUGUACGGAGAAACUCCAUUGCAUAUGGCAGCAAAGAAUGGUUGCAAUGCAGCUGCACAGUUGCUUCUUGCUCAUGGUGCUAUUGUUGAAGCCAAAGCAAAUAAUGGAAUGACACCAUUACACCUUGCUGUUUGGUACUCGCUCCGGGCUGAAGACUGCUCAACUGUCAAGACUUUGCUCGACUACAAUGCUGAUUGCAGUUCUAAAGACAAUGAGGGUAUGACUCCCCUUAAUCAUCUCUCACAAGGCCCAGGAAGUGAGAAGUUGCGGGAACUUCUGCAUCGGUAUUUGGAUGAGCAGAUAAAACGAAGAGCCCUUGAAGCAUGCAGUGAGACAAAAGCUAAGAUGGAUGAACUUGAAGAUGCAUUAUCAAAUAUUGUGGGUUUGAAUGACCUAAAGUCACAGCUUCGGAGAUGGGCAAAGGGCAUGCUUUUGGACGAAAGGCGCAAGGCCCUUGGGCUAAAAGUUGGCAGCCGAAAACCACCUCAUAUGGCUUUCCUUGGCAAUCCUGGAACUGGUAAAACUAUGGUUGCGAGAGUCCUUGGAAGGUUACUACACAUGGUGGGAGUUUUACCUACUGACAAAGUAACUGAAGUCCAGCGGACUGAUUUGGUUGGGGAAUUUGUUGGUCAUACAGGACCAAAGACAAGAAGAAAAAUCAAAGAAGCAGAGGGAGGAAUUCUCUUUGUAGACGAAGCCUACAGACUUAUACCUAUGCAGAAGUCGGAUGAUAAAGACUAUGGGUUGGAAGCCUUAGAGGAGAUAAUGUCUGUCAUGGACAGUGGGAAAGUAGUAGUCAUCUUUGCUGGCUACAGUGAACCAAUGAAGCGGGUGAUCUCGUCAAAUGAAGGCUUUUGCAGAAGGGUGACAAAGUUUUUCCAUUUUGGUGACUUCAAUUCACAAGAAUUGGCCAAGAUUCUGAAUCUGAAAAUGAACAAUCAGACAGAAGACAGCUUGUUGUAUGGAUUCAGAUUACAUCCUUCAUGCAGUGUGGACUCCGUUGCAGCACUGAUAGAGAGAGAAACAACAGAAAAGCAGAGGAAGGAGAUGAAUGGAGGGUUGGUUGAUCCAAUGCUGGUGAAUGCUAGAGAGAAUUUGGACCUCAGGCUGAGUUUUGAGUGUAUAGAUACAGAUGAACUACUUACCAUCACCAUAGAGGAUUUAGAAGCUGGCCUUAGCCUAUUAUCACAGCAAGUCCAGCAUGACUAAAAAAGUAAAAAGAAAAAAAAAAAACAAAACCCAACUACAAAUCUAUUGGCAUCUCAGCAUGAUUCUUUAAUUGAAUUGUAGAAGAUUGGUCUCCCUCCCAUGAGCCUUUAGCUCUUAAUAUAUUAUUUUUGCCCAAGUAUUUGUUGCAACUUUUCCCCUAAGGCUCAGAGGCAGCCAUGAAAUGGAUUUUGUAAUUGGCAGGUUUACCAUUGGAGGUUAAUUGAUUUAGUUCUAUUGAUGCAGUUUAGACUUCUGGUUUUUCUGGGAAAUUUAUUGUUUUUGGCACAAUGAUUAUACAGUGAAGGAUAAAAUUGUUUUUGAAGGUCA
Messenger RNA from Vitis vinifera (wine grape), 2163 nucleotides. RefSeq names its product ribulose bisphosphate carboxylase/oxygenase activase, chloroplastic. The record is from RefSeq and is a predicted model, not a curated record. Gene Ontology annotation, molecular function: protein binding; ATP binding; ATP hydrolysis activity. Lineage: Eukaryota; Viridiplantae; Streptophyta; Magnoliopsida; Vitales; Vitaceae. Bases 382 to 1836 code for a protein of 484 amino acids. The transcript is spliced from 7 exons.